Messenger RNA from Phalacrocorax carbo (great cormorant), 6413 nucleotides. The record is from RefSeq and is a predicted model, not a curated record. Lineage: Eukaryota; Metazoa; Chordata; Aves; Suliformes; Phalacrocoracidae.
UGCAAACACUAUGGUAUUUCCAUCCUCUCCAGCUCCAGCGCAGAGGAUAACACCAGGUAGUUGGAAAGACAUCGGAGACAAGUGUGGGAAGCCGUGGAGGACAUAAGCUUUUCCCCUGGUCUUUCAGCUAAGUAGCACCUCUGAGAUGAUGAGUUACUAUAUGGACACAACCAUCGGCAACACAGCCCCUUACCCUUUGGCUCGCCCCGGCAUGAUGAAGCAAGGUGCCGCCGGCCCCUGUGAGGAUCCCUGGGUGACCUGCGGCUUCCAGUCCGCCUGCUGCCAGCCGAGGAUGUGCUGCCCGCUCUGGGACGAGCCUGCCACACAAGAAGUGCCCACUGGCCUGGAGCACUACAGCACGGAUAUGGAAUGUGCGGAUGUGCCUUUACUAACUCCCAGCAGCAAAGAAAUGAUGUCUCAGGCAUUGAAAGCCACCUUCAGUGGCUUCGCAAAAGAGCAACAGCGGCUGGGAAUCCCCAGAGACCCCCAGCAGUGGACGGAGACGCACGUGCGGGACUGGGUGAUGUGGGCGGUGAACGAGUUUAGCCUGAAGGAGGUGGAUUUCCAGAAGUUUUGCAUGAAUGGAGCUGCCCUCUGUGCCCUGGGCAAGGAGUGCUUCCUGGAGCUAGCGCCUGACUUUGUGGGAGAUAUCCUCUGGGAACAUCUGGAGAUCUUGCAGAAAGAAGAGGUAAAACCAUACCCAGCAAAUGGAGUGAAUACAACAUAUCCAGAAUCCCGCUAUACUUCAGACUACUUAAUUAGUUAUGGCAUUGAGCAUGCACAGUGCGUGCCUCCCUCGGAGUUCUCUGAGCCCAGCUUCAUCACAGAGUCCUACCAGACCCUCCAUCCCAUCAGCUCGGAAGAGCUCCUGUCCCUCAAGUAUGAGAACGACUAUCCCUCAGUCAUCCUGCGUGACCCAGUCCCGACGGACUCCCUGCAGACAGACUACUUCACAAUCAAGCAAGAAGUAGUAACGCCAGAUAACAUGUGCAUGGGACGUGCCAGUCGAGGUAAACUGGGCGGCCAGGACUCCUUCGAGAGCAUAGAGAGCUACGACAGCUGCGACCGGCUGACGCAGUCCUGGAGCAGCCAGUCCUCCUUCCAGAGCCUGCAGCGUGUCCCCUCCUACGACAGCUUUGACUCGGAGGACUACCCCGCCGCCCUGCCCAACCACAAGCCCAAGGGCACCUUCAAGGACUAUGUUCGAGAUCGAGCCGAUAUGAACAAGGACAAGCCUGUCAUUCCUGCUGCUGCCCUUGCCGGCUACACAGGCAGUGGACCCAUCCAACUGUGGCAAUUCCUGCUGGAACUGCUCACUGACAAGUCCUGUCAGUCCUUCAUCAGCUGGACGGGCGAUGGCUGGGAAUUCAAACUUUCUGACCCAGAUGAGGUGGCCAGGCGAUGGGGCAAGAGGAAAAACAAACCCAAGAUGAACUACGAGAAGCUGAGCCGCGGCUUGCGCUACUACUACGACAAGAACAUCAUCCACAAGACGGCCGGGAAACGCUACGUCUACCGUUUCGUCUGCGACCUGCAGAGCCUGCUGGGCUACACGCCCGAGGAGCUCCACGCCAUGCUGGACGUCAAGCCGGACGCCGACGAGUGAAGGCGGCCGGCCGGGGCGGCUGCGCGCCCCGUGUCAUUUAGGAGAGUCGAUGGGACUUUUUCUGUUGGUUCUUUUUUAUUUUUGCUGUUAUUUUUGUUGUUCGUUAUUAUUUUUGGUUUUUUUAAAGAGUAACUCAGAUUUGAUGCUUUGAGGAUGUUGGGAGAGAGGGUGGCGGAAGAGGCAAACUUUUGGCUGAAACCUAAAAAGUUUGGUUCGGAGAAGGAUGGGGUUUUUUUUCCUGAAAGCUCCAAGACAGGCUUUUUGGGGGUGAAAUUCUGAGUUUUGAGAAAGCCAGAAAAAUGUAGCUCACUUAAAAAAACAAAAAACCAAACCCCUCCCCAUCCCUUGCUGUUUAGAAAAAAAUCUUAUCGAAAGGAUCCCUUUGGUUUUUGUGUUCAGGAAAUGACAGUGUUCCCGAGGAUUCGAGGAUUUUAAACUUUUAUUGGGGCGGGGGGAAGGGAGGGAAAACCAAAGUGGGUGAAUAUUCCUGCUUCGGGGAGGGGCAAUAUAGGAAAAAACCAAGAACUGGUUGUCAUUCUUGUUACAUCGCCUUUCUGUCGGUUGUCUUCUUUUCUAGAAAAGACAGAAUUUUUGCCAAGAGGGAUCAAGACUCUUUUUUUUUUUAUUUGUUAAAGUUUUAUUUUAUUAAUUUUUUUUUUGUGCCAGUAUUUUUUUUUUCAAAUAGUCUUAAGCUCUAAGAUGGUCUCAGUAUUGCAAUAUUGUGUGUGUUUGUUUCUGUUAUGCCAGCUGAGAGUUUUAUCUACAGUGAGGAAAAAGGAAAAAAAACAAAAAAAAAAAGGAAAAAACCCCACAAAUUAGUUUAUGUAGACCCCACUGGAGAAGUGUAGCGCUACGACUCAGCAUCUCCGAAUCGUAUGUGAAGGAAAAUUAACUCCGAAGUGGCUCCUCGUGAUGCUGGCUGGGUGUGCCGCUCUCGCUUCCAGUCCCACACGCUUUGCUCCGCCGUUUGCUGAUAAAGCUGGUUGAAAUUUCCGCUUUUUUUUUGUUGCUGUUAAAAAAAGGGGCUGCGUUUGUGCACCAAACCCAUCCAGAUUUUCGGGGAAAAUGUCUUUUUGCGUUUUCCAAAUCCCUUUUUUGCUUAAGGAACGCGUUGGUGCUUUCAGAAAAUUCAGGUUUGGUUUUUUUUGGAGGGGAAAGGGGAGAAAUUCCCAUGUUUUGAAUGUGGUAAAUGGAAAAUAUACAAGUUGAUUGGGGGGGAAAAAAGUCAGGGAAAAGUUGAAAAACCAAAGGGAAAUAUUUUUUCCUUCCUGUUUCAACCAGCUCUGUCUUUAUUGCUGUAUGUCUUAACCAGCCUGGGCACACGCAGAAAGGAAAUUGUCCUUGCAAAUGGCUUCUUUACUGCUCUUUGUAAGCCUGAUCCUGCAAACCCUUGUCAGGGUGUGAUUAACAUGAAGCAUAUGACUGGUGUUGCCGGGGUAAACGAGAGGUCUCGCGUGCUUGAGGCGGUUGCAGGAUCAGUCCCGGGGUAGCUGCUCCGUCUGUCCCCCAAACCUUUUGCGGCGUGGUUUGCGUUCAGAGGGGUAAAUCCUGCCGCACCGAGCGCUUCCUGGGAUGCUCUGAGCGGAUCGAGGCUGACAGCUGCCUUCGGGCUGGGCUCGGUGUGAGCUAGAGGAUCAGGCAGCGAGCGUUUCCGUAUCCAGACAUGACCCUGAAGCCGGAUCCGUGUGGAUCCCACUGCCAAAACGGGGCCUUUCGCCCCUGAGAGCCGCUGGGCGUUUUCAUUUUUAAGACAGUAUUACACAUUUGAACCAAAAGUACCUUUUUUUUGUGUGUGUUGUCUGUCUGUCUGUCUGUGUGUUUUAGGUAGUUGCUUUCAUUACAGAAGCACUGUGAGAUGGUAGUGGGGGGCGAGGUGGGGAGAGGCUUUCCAGACAUGCUCACCGAGCGAUGCCUGCCUGAUCCAGGCUGAUACAUCGGGUCGGCAGGACAGGACUCUGCGUGCAAAGAGCUGAAAUACUGGGGCACGUAACCCCCCCGCUCAGGGGCGGCGUUGGAUGGGGAGCUCGACCCCAGGGCAAGGUGGUGCUCAGAGGUGCUGGGCUCUCCUCUUCCUCGGGAGCUGGGGGGCACCCAGCACCUCUGUAUCCCCGCUUGGUCAUUUUGGGGUGAGUCAGCCCCAAAACUGCUGCGUGCUUAAAAAACAGGUGAUGGUGGAGGGGAAACGAGUAGGCCAAGAGGGAGCUCCGGCCAAGGAGGAUGGUGGUUUAGGCAAGGGAGGUUAUUAGCUAUGCUGUUAGCUCGUGGGGCUGGGGCUGCGCAUCAUCCCGCUGAGCAUUCGGGAAGAAAAGGGUGGGCUGGACGGAGAGGAAGGAAAGGGAUGGAAGGGAGGUGGAAGGAGCAGGCACCAAAGGAGGAAAGGGACGCUGCCCGCUGCGAGGUUAAACGUCAGCUCAUCUCCUCGGGCAGACAGGGCAGAGGGGAGAAAGCUUGGCCGAGCUGGAGAGAGGAAAGGAAAACGUAGAUAUCGUGGAUGAGGUCCCCCCCACCGGCAAGGCACUGGGGCAGAGCUCUGCCGCAGAGCCCAGGCUGAGAAGGGAGUCGAGCAAGGUGUGACGGCACAGAAAUGUGCAAGGGAGGAGUGGUUAAAGAGCACCCCAACAGGACACGCCGCCGGGGUUGGGUUUUCAGCAUUUGGGUGGCUCUUUUAGGUGUUCAGGAUUGCUGUCUUGCACACAGCCGCAAAGGACCCUUAGCUUACCCUUCCCGGGCCACUUCUGAUGUUGCUUUGAAAAAUUCCCCCUUACACCCUUUUAAAGGGUGCUGCCAGGAGGCCAGGCGCCCCAUCUCCUGCCCUCGGCACCACGCCGUGCCCCAGGAGGUGUCUCCUGCUUUGCUCGGAUGCUCCACUGCAGCUGAAGUGCCUUUUUCAAGCAGAAAACAGGGAUAAAAUUUCCCUCCGACGGAAGGAACCGCAGGCUCGGGUACCAACCCCAUCCCUCUGCCAGGCUGAAUCCCUAAUCCGCUCCGCCGUGCUUAUUUUUUCAGGUUUCCAGGCCAAACCUGUGCGUUCCCAGUGAUUUGGGGUAGAUGGUUUAAAGGUUAGAAAGGGCGAGUUGUGGAAAGCAGCUCUGUUUUUUGGAAGUAGCCACUGGCUGGAGCUUCUCCAUCGUUUCUCCUGGCCGUUUGCCAUCCCGGCUCGCAGCCCGGGGCAAGCGCAGCAGGAGAGGGGCAGUACAGUCCUAGGGGCGUCAGGUUUACCAUCUUCUAUUUCCCUUUACUUUUUAUUCCCGUUCUAGAGACCAUCCCAGAGAGGACUGUGUCCUGUUUAUACACUGGAAAUUUGCGGAUUUGUUUUUGUUUCUUUUAAUUUUCUUUCUGCUUUUUAAUUGCCUGUUGACUUUUGGCGAGGGGCGUGCUCAACCGAUGUGCUGGAACCCAAACCCUCCGACCUCCUAUUCUUGGAGGCCACGAAAAUUUGGUUAACCCACACACCCCGUGCUGGACCAGAAGGAUGGGUUUGAGAGGGAUGAUGAUGAUCUGCCAGGGACGGGGCUCGCUCCGGUGCCGGUUUCGCUGCGUGGGAGCGAGCUUCACCCUCAGCAGAUACACGUGGCUUUUGGAAAUUGGGUAAUUUUGUCUGGUUUUGGAAUGUCUCAGGCGUGUUUGGGAUAUUUUCUGUGUUCUGCUCGGGAUCUGCUGUUCUCCAUGCAGGGGCACGUCCCCUUUGCAAAACCUGAGCCCUACCCUGGGAGCUUAGCUCCUGCAGACAGCCUUCCAGGGCCUCGGCAGUCGGUGUCUGGGACCUCAGUAAAAGGAAGAAGAAAAAAACCUGAUGAAAAAUAUGAGCACUUUUUCUGCUGCCUGUCUCUCUCCAUCUCUGUGCGUAGGAUGGUCGUAACCCGUGGACGCUCGUGUGUGUGCAAGUCUAGAUCCAUUUUAUUUCCACGCUACCACCGUCCCGCUCCAGGCAUGAUCGUUCAGGUGGAGAAAUAGCCAAACGGGGCAAGAAAUAGGAGCUAUUGUCAGAUUUAACCUUCUCUCGUCUUUCCAAACCAACACCUCCUCCAAAAAAAAAGGUCCCCGUAAGCACCGAUAGAUUCAGACGCUGCGGGAAACGUCUCCAUCUUCUGACUCUUGCUCUUCUGGAGGGUUUUUCUGCGGGGCUUUAGGGCUUGGUUGCUUGUUCCUCGUUAACGUCGCAAAAUUUGGAUGCCUUGGCGUGCUCUGCUCUCUGGUAGGGUCUAUAUAACAUCUGUGAGCUGUUGUCUACAUUCCAAAGAAGUUUAAAUAAAUGAUAAAUCUAUGUAUACGUAUAUGUUAUAAUGGAAUAUCUCCAGGAAUUAACUGCCUCAGUAAAAAAAAAAAAAAAAGGAGAAAAAAAAGUCUGUGUUUUGUUUUGUUUUGUUUUUACAUAUGGGACUUUUUUUUUUAAGCUGAUAAACAUAGAAGAAGAAAAAAAAAAGAGAUUGUUAUAUUGUGCUGUUCGACUAUUUUCCAACUUGUAUUUUCAUAUAAUUUAUAUUUUUUAAAAGUGGAAAAAAAUUUUAAAAGCGAGAUUAAAAACAAGAAAAAGCAGGUGCUUUUUAAAAAAACUGAGCUGAGGUAGCUUAGAGAUGUAGCGAUGUGUGUGUGUGUCCGUGUGUUGUGUUCUGUUCUGUUUUGUUUGGUUUUGAAACAAGAAAAUAAGAAGUCCCUCCUCCACUGAAUUCUUAAAGAAGGAGGGGAUUGGUUUUGUUUUAAUUGCUGAUGCUGGCACAUCAUUUUGCUGGAGAGUUUUUUAUAUACUGUAGCCUUAUUUCAUAUCGUAUUUUAAACCAUGUGAAAUUAAAAAAAGAAUAAUUCAUAA